AUGGCUGGGACAGGUGGAAAUGUAGAGUCUCAUGUCAUCUCGGAUGCCGUCGAACCCAUCCAUAGAAGGCUCGACCAGAUGAAUAAAACACUGGUUCAGGUGAUGGAUAAUUCCAGGAUUCACGGUCUAGAGCAACGGAUCGACUCUGAUUCCCAAGCAAGUGAGCAUCGACAGAGGUCCAGCCAUCCUGAGCGGUCAACGGUUGAAAGUACGCACUGGAACCAUCCUUUCAAUGACUUACAAUUGUACGACCAGAUUCCGAUCUCAUGGGACCGUGAGGAUGAACUUGAAGACCCGGAGCACUUCGAAUUGCCGCCUUUACGCACGAACAACGACUUCACCAACCUCACCGAUUAUCAAUUGGAUGAUUAUCUUUAUUACUACCAAAUUGACGUUGAUGACCAAAGUACCAGGGAGACGAAAAUGCAUUGCCUCCGAUACUUUAUUAUUGGUCGUUCGAAGUCUUGUCAUGCCGCGUCUGACCCAGUAUAA
Suillus fuscotomentosus is the source of this 492-nucleotide messenger RNA. RefSeq lists its product as uncharacterized. The coding region runs from base 1 to 492 and encodes 163 amino acids. NCBI's taxonomy places the organism in Eukaryota, Fungi, Basidiomycota, Agaricomycetes, Boletales, Suillaceae. The transcript has 4 exons. The record is from RefSeq and is a predicted model, not a curated record.